Messenger RNA from Tribolium castaneum (red flour beetle), 2091 nucleotides. Its product is annotated as sodium-coupled monocarboxylate transporter 2. Lineage: Eukaryota; Metazoa; Arthropoda; Insecta; Coleoptera; Tenebrionidae. Gene Ontology annotation, biological process: sodium ion transport; transmembrane transport. The transcript is spliced from 8 exons. The record is from RefSeq and is a predicted model, not a curated record. Gene Ontology annotation, cellular component: membrane. Bases 247 to 2001 code for a protein of 584 amino acids. Gene Ontology annotation, molecular function: symporter activity.
UUUUUAUUUCACUAAAGCCCAUAACAUUGCAAUUAAAAAAACAUUUUAAGUAUAAUACAGGUAGUAUUCGUGAACAUAACUAGCUUACAUAUUGGUCUAGAUGGUUUGAUGGUUUUAAAUUAUCAAUGAAUUAUUAUCAAUAGAUAACCACUAAUAAGUACGUACCAAAGAACCAAACAACAGGAAUAACCACACCAUUUACGCAAAAUAAAUAGAAAACACCAACCUAUUUAGUGAAAACGAAUCAUGUCUGCCUUCUUCUGGUACGACUAUCUAAUUUUCUUCAUAGUACUAGCUAUCAGUUCCUGCACCGGAAUUUAUUAUGGCUGCUUCGGAACCAAGCAAAAAACAAUCAAAGAGUACCUUUUGGGAGGCAAAAACAUGGCUACUUGGCCGAUCGGAAUUUCGGUAGCUGUAAGCCACUUUUCUGCAAUUACCAUAAUGGGGGCACCGUCCGAUAUUUACAAAUUUGGGGCAUAUUACACCUACAGUACGAUCGGUAUGGCACUGCUGGGACUGAUUUCAAUUUUUGUCUUUUUCCCCGUUUUUUUCAAACUGCAAGUUACCACCAUUUAUGAAUAUUUGGAAAAACGCUUCGAUCACAAAACCAAAGUUUUCGCGUCAUUUUUGUUUAUUGUGGGGGAGGUUGUUAUCGUUUCGGUUAGCAUUUAUGCACCGUCUUUGGCACUUUCAGCAGUUACUGGGAUUCAUGUUUAUUACAUAAUUAUUUGUGUGUUUGGCAUUUGUAUUUUCUAUACUACAAUCGGAGGCCUAAAAACCGUCGUUUGGACUGAUAUUUUCCAAAGUGGAGUUAUUCUCUUAUCUAUGUUUAUAAUUUGUGUAAUCGGUCUAAAUACCACUGGAAAUUUUUCAACGCUGUGGAAAACAGCACUCGACGGUGGAAGACUCGAUAUCUUGAAUUUUGAUGUAGAUCCAACACUUCGUGAUAGUUUUUGGACAUUUGUGAUUGGUUUUACGUUUCAUUGUACAUAUUAUGUAAGUCUUUCACAAUCUGGAGUUCAAAAGUACUUGGCACUAGCGACUUUUCGUGACUGUAUUUGGGCAGUGGUAUUUUAUGUGAUAACAAUGGAAAUAGUGGAACUAUUUUGCGUUUUUCUGGGUUUGCUGGCGUACGGACAUUAUGCAAAUUGUGAUCCUUUCACUACUGGAAAAAUACAACGCCAUGAGCAGUUACUGCCUUAUUACGUUACGGAAAUUGCUGGACAUAUUCCAGGAGUUACCGGAUUUACUUUAGUUGGAUUGUUCUGUGCAACAAUGAGUACGAUAUCUUCAAGUCUGAACGCCAUCUCUGGUGUCGUUUACAAAGAUUGCCUUUCGCGAUUUUUGAAAAAGGAUAUUACAGAAAAAGCGUCUGGCAGAAUUUUGAGAGUGAUCGUUGUAAUUACUGGUAUCCUGAGCAUGCUUUUAAUAUUUGUUUUGCAACACUUGGGUGAUAUUCUUCCUGUCGCAGUCAGUGGUGCUUCCAUAGGCUCCGGACCAAUAUUAGGAGUAUUUUUUCUAGGUUUUCUUUUCCCACAAGCUAACGCCAAGGGUGCCUUUUACGGAGCUAUUGUUUCAUUUGUAUUCCAAACCUUCGUACUCAUUGUCUCAAAAAUGUAUCGGUACAAAAAAAUCAUUGUGGAUGUUACUUUACCAUUUUCUGUAAGCGGAUGUUGGACCAAUGGUUCUCUGGCGAGUAACAGUACACUUUCUAAUGGUUUCAGUUCGCCCAACAACGUUACAAUAAAUUCGGAGUUCAAACCAUUUUUUAUAUUCAGGUUAUCACAUUAUUACAACUGCAUGUUAGGGCUUAUUGUUACGGUAAUCGUGGGAUUAAUUAUCAGUUAUUUAACAAACAAAAAUGAUCCCCCAGUUGAUAAAGAAUUAAUUAGUCCUGUAGUUCGUCGUUUUGUGAAGAAAGACAACAAACCUGAAAUUGAUAGUCGAGAGCUGAAAGCUCUAAUGACUAAAGAAUACAAUACACAAGGACUUGAAAAAUGAAAUUUUUAUUGAUUCUCUGAAUAUCACAUUAUAAUAAUUUAUUAUGAACAAUUAACAAAUACAUAUGCACACACAAUAAUUUUUGAUAAU